GCGAUACUUCCAUUCUUCUCCAAACAGUCUCGCCCUCCCGCGAUUACAGGUGGUGUGUGGCCUCUCUGUUAUUGUCUCUCUGCGCUCUCCCAAACCCUCGAAUCCGUCGAAUCUAAUCCAACCACAUCUCUCCCUCUUUUGCAUCUCUGGAUUUCUCAGAUUUUAGGGUUUCGUUCUGCCUCGAUCGCCUCUCCUUCGUCUAGGGAUUUUCUGAGUCCUCCAUUGAGGGUUCGCCGGGGCGGUAGGGUUUCCGGCUUCGCGGAUCUGAUUUUUGAGAGUGAUUUUGUUGACCAAUUCACGAUGUUCUGGCGCAUGGCGGGAUUGUCCACUGCGUCUCCCGUGGAGACGAUUUUGGACAAGGAAAAUUUCACUUUGGAGGAGCUUCUUGAUGAGGAUGAAAUAAUUCAAGAAUGCAAAGCUCUUAAUGGGCGCCUUAUCAAUUUUUUGCGGGAAAGAGCUCAGGUUGAACAGCUUAUUCGGUAUAUUGUGGAAGAAGCUCCUGAGGAUGCUGAAAAGAAGCGAACCUUUAAGUUUCCUUUUAUUGCUUGCGAGAUCUUCACUUGUGAAGUUGAUAUCAUACUCAAAACAUUGGUAGAGGAUGAGGAGUUGAUGAACUUGUUAUUCUCCUUUUUGGAACCAAAACACUCCCAUAGCACUUUACUGGCCGGGUACUUCAGCAAGGUUGUUAUAUGCCUGUUAUUGCGGAAGACAGUUCCCUUAAUGCAUUACAUUCAAGUUCAUCAGGAAAUUUUCAGGCAGAUGGUUGAUCUUAUUGGAAUCACAUCCAUUAUGGAGGUUUUAAUACGUCUUAUUGGUGCUGAUGAACAUAUGUUUACAAACAACAUGGAGGCAAUGCAAUGGUUAGAUAGUACGGAUGUGCUAGAGAUGAUUGUGGAUAAGUUCAGCUCUUCGGAUUGUCCUGAAGUCCAUGCUAAUGCAGCAGAAACACUAUGUUCUAUAACUCGAUAUGCUCCUCCUGGCCUUGCCAGUAAAAUCUCCAGCCCAAGUUUUAUAGGAAGAUUAUUUCGUCAUGCUUUGGAGGACUCACGGCCUAAAUCUGUUUUAGUUAACUCUUUGUCUGUAUGCAUAUCUUUAUUAGACCCUAAGAGGCUAACCUUGGGAACUUAUCAUAUGUACAACCGCCAACUAACUCAUGGAUCCACAAUAACUGCUAACCCAGAGACAGUUGAAGGCAUGCUGGAAAGCCUAGGUGAUUUGCUCAAGCUUUUAGAUGUUUCAUCUGAGGAGAGUCUCUUGCUAACUACUUAUGGAAAGUUGCAGCCACCUCUUGGAAAGCACCGUCUGAAGAUUGUAGAGUUCAUUUCAGUUUUACCAACAAUUGGUAGCGAAGCUGCCGAGAAGGAAUUGAUUCGUCUAGGUGCAAUACAGCAAAUUUUAGACUUGUUUUUCAAGUACCCAUACAAUAAUUUUAUGCAUCACCACGUAGAGAACAUUAUAGUAUCAUGCUUGGAGAGCAAGAAUCGUCCUCUUAUUGAGCAUCUUCUUCGUGAAUGUAAUCUUGUUGGGAAAAUACUUGAAGCUGAAAAGAAUUAUACAUUGUCGGAUGAUCUAAACAAGCCAACUGUUCCUGCUGAAGGAAGGACACCCCCCAGAAUAGGAAAUAUCGGACACUUAACACGUAUAUCUAACAAACUUGUUCAACUGGGGAGCAGCAACACCGAAAUUGAGGCAUAUCUGAAGGAAAACAGUGAAUGGGUGGAUUUUCAUGGAACGGUACUCCUGAAGCGCAAUGCAGUAGAAAAUGUAUACCAGUGGGCCUGUGGGAGACCUACAGCUCUACAGGAUCGAACUAGGGAUAGUGAUGAUGAUGAUUAUCAAGACAGAGAUUAUGAUGUUGCAGCUCUAGCAAAUAACUUGAGUCAGGCAUUCCGAUAUGGCAUUUAUAGUAAUGAUGAUAUGGAUGAGACUCAUGGCCAACUUGAACGGGAUGAUGAGGAUGUCUACUUUGAUGAUGAAUCGGCUGAAGUUGUCAUAUCUUCUCUGCGAUUGGGAGAUGAUCAGGAGAGCUCUCUUUUUACAAACUCCAACUGGUUUGCCUUUGAGGAUGACAGAAUUGCCAAUGAGCGCUCCACUGGCUCGCUUGCUUCUCCAUCACCUAAUACUGAGACUGGUCUUACCAACAGUGGUGGAAAUGAUGAAGUGAUUGUUGGUGAAGAUGAUGAGUUGGAUGAUACAGCAACAUCAUCUCCAUUGCCAGAAGUAAAACCACACGAAUCCACACAGAACAACCCAUCUGAUGAUUUAAAAGAAAUAGGACCUGAUGAAAGUGAUAAACCACCUGAGUGGGUUGAAUGGAGGGAGACUUCAGAUUCCAGCAAUCCAUCUGAUGUGGAUAAACCUCUGGUUCUACCCAAUGGGGAGCUUCAAUCAGGACAUGAAAGUAAUGAGAUUGUUCCAGACACAACUGAGCCUUCUCCUUCGGUCAUUGAUGAAUUGGUGAAUAAUGGCAAUGCUGCUGGGGCAUUACCAGAAUCAAUGGAGGCGGAUCCAAGUUCCAACCUUCCUAAGCUGUCUGAAUCAUCAGGUGAUGAGAAUAUGAACUUAGACCCAACUACCUCUCAGGAUGUAGAGAUGGCUGACGGAACAGAAGGCACUCCUGUAGCCACAGAACAUGAGAAGAGGGAUAUGGCUGAAGAGGUCGGGAAUUAAUGUAAAUUCUCAAGGAUCAGUUUAUGGGGCUAACUCACUUUAUGCCAUUGAGCAGGUGGGACAUUCUGGAUGCAUUGUUGGUUGGCAAGUCUAUUAUGUAUUUUUAGAGCCUUUGUACAUCGAUAAUGGGGCUUUAUUGUCAAAUAGGGCUGAUGAUUCUUUCCCUCCCACCCGUAAAAAAACUGAGUGCUCUCUUCUCCCAACAAUGAGGAUAAGCAAAAGAACAGGUUCUUAUUGGGAAGCAUUUUUCUUUUCUUUUCCUUGUUUUUUUCAAAUCCUUAUCUAGCAAGUAAUUCAGCAAUUUCAUUACCUUUUAGCCUCUCUCAUUAGGUGAAUCACAGACAGGAACUUGUCAUGUGGCACAUGCAUUAUUAUCUAUCCUGUUUAUGUUCUACGCUUCUCGCCAGGAAUGCCAAAAAUUGUUGAUUAUAAGGCAUUUGUUAAUCUUCCAAUCUCGGAAAAGCGCCACCGAAGGAAAUCAUGUUAGUCUUCCAACCUUCCUGAGCAAGAACAUGGUUUUAAGGGAUAUUUGAUUAUAAGAACGAUUAUUUAUUCA
Molecule: messenger RNA, 3226 nt
Organism: Vitis vinifera (wine grape)
Lineage: Eukaryota; Viridiplantae; Streptophyta; Magnoliopsida; Vitales; Vitaceae
Exons: 19
Coding region: 301-2670 (789 amino acids)
Molecular function (GO): protein phosphatase binding; protein phosphatase regulator activity
Source: RefSeq, a predicted model, not a curated record